Messenger RNA from Cannabis sativa, 478 nucleotides. Its product is annotated as low temperature-induced protein lt101.2. The transcript is spliced from 2 exons. Gene Ontology annotation, cellular component: membrane. Lineage: Eukaryota; Viridiplantae; Streptophyta; Magnoliopsida; Rosales; Cannabaceae. The record is from RefSeq and is a predicted model, not a curated record. Bases 125 to 289 code for a protein of 54 amino acids.
GCCUAUGUGUCACCUAAAGGCUCAUCUAAGAGACACCUAUCUCACUUGUUAUAAAUUAUAGUUGAACUUCUUUAUAUUGUUAUUGCUCAAAUAGAAAUUUACAAUUAUACAAAUCUUAUACAUUAUGGGUUCAGAAACUUUGAUUGAAGUGAUAUUGGCUAUACUCCUUCCUCCAGUGGGUGUUUUCCUCCGCUUUGGUUGUGCGGUGGAAUUCUGGAUAUGUUUGGUUCUGACACUCCUGGGAUAUAUACCUGGAAUAAUAUAUGCACUCUAUGUACUUGUAGGGUAGUUCAUAUGAGCUUUGUUGUCUAAACAAGGCAGUAUUAUCAAACUAUGUAAAAAAGCUCUAUUUUCAGAUCAUUAUUACCUCUUACUUGGUUUCAUCUGUCUUUACUUCUUGUUUUUCUCUUCAUAUUAUUUCUCUUCAUUAUUUUCCUAUUCUGUCUAUGAUAAUGAAAAAAAAAAAGUGAACAUAAAA